CGUUGACCAAACGUGGAAGCCGACACUGUUGCCUUGGGAACUGGAAUUACGUUCAGAAUUAGGGCGUUCGAAGCUGGCAGAAUUAGAUGCGGGGAUCGCGCCAAGCUACGUUUUGAGGACAAAUAGAAUAAUAGAAGUUAAAGUGACACAUUUUCCUGCUUUAUUUAGGUUAUGUUUAAACUGACAAUAAUUCGGGCGGAAGUAAGACGUAUGACGUCGCAGGAGGGGCGGAUGUAGUGGUCAUACCCAGUCAGGUGACCGGUGGAUUCUCUUCAAUAGAGCAUUUAAACCAGUUGGGACAAAUCUCAUUUCCACCAUGUCCAAAAGCUACAACCCUUUUGAUGAAGAUGAGGACGAUGACUUCAAGACCGUCAAUUGGAACAAUAGCGGAGACCCCUAUGAAGACCCAGCACAGAGGAGGAAGAGAGAGGAGGCUGACAGACAGAUGUCUUUGCAACAUGAAGUCAUGAGGAGGGCACAGUCAACAGUGGACAGCAGCAACAGGUCUUUAUCCCUCCUCUAUGAGUCCGAACAGGUUGGGGUGGAUACCGCUCAGGAGCUGAUUCGUCAGGGAGAAGCAUUGAAACGCACAGAAAAGAUGGUGGAUAAGAUGGAACAGGAUAUGAAGACCAGCCAGAGACACAUUAAUAGCAUUAAGAGCAUGUUCAGUGGCUUCACAAACUACUUCAGAGCUAAACCUGUAGAAGUCCCUGUGCAGAACGGAGCUGCUGAUUACAGCGCUAGCAACAAGCUACAAGAGGCCAUGACCAUGAGCAAAGAACAGGAAGACAAAUAUCAAGCCACUCACCCCAACCGACUCAGGAGGGAAGCAGCAGAGCUCGGUACUAAUCCGAGUGCAUCCAGCUCUGGAUACCAACACAAGAACCAGGCUCUCAAAAAUUACCAUCAAAAAAUCGAUAAUAAUUUAGAUGAUAUGUCGCUAGGUUUAGGUCGCCUUAAGAACCUUGCCCUUGGGCUUCAGACUGAGAUUGAUGAGCAGGAUGAGGUGAUUGGACGGCUUUCUGGAAAGGUGGAAAAUCUAGACUUGAACAUCAAGACCACAGACGAGCGGAUAAGGAAAGAACUGUGAAAGUCGAUCUGAAACCACUAUAUCUAUUGAUCCAUACACUCCAAAUCUAGUCUUAUUUCCUUUAGGUUUAUACACAGGCCAAGAUCAUCAAUUCACCCUCUUUUAUUCUUUGGACUCAAAACAAUCCUUUCGAGGAAGUAAUGUAGAUGGUUGAACCUCACAGGCUGCCUUGCUAAAAAAAAUGAAUAUGUCACAGUGUUAUCCUUAAUUAAGAAAUGCUCUUAAUGUGUACUGUUUUAAAGUGAUUUAAACGUGUGCAAACAUUUUACAUAGAUUUAAGGUCAAGCUGUUGAACAAAUAAAUUCCUUGAUACAUGUGCAA
Spea bombifrons (plains spadefoot toad) is the source of this 1411-nucleotide messenger RNA. It is a transcript of the gene SNAP29, whose product is annotated as synaptosome associated protein 29. The record is from RefSeq and is a predicted model, not a curated record. Gene Ontology annotation, molecular function: syntaxin binding; SNAP receptor activity. Gene Ontology annotation, cellular component: SNARE complex; plasma membrane. Lineage: Eukaryota; Metazoa; Chordata; Amphibia; Anura; Pelobatidae. The coding region runs from base 317 to 1090 and encodes 257 amino acids. Gene Ontology annotation, biological process: exocytosis; synaptic vesicle priming; synaptic vesicle fusion to presynaptic active zone membrane. The transcript is spliced from 6 exons.